AGAAGAUACUAGUGGCGCUACAAGGGUCUUCCGGUGUAUUCAAACGUGUCUGGUCCAGCGAUAUAAGGGAUAGCUAGCCAACCAUGGCUGAAGAAGAACCCCUAGGUGACACCGAGCAGGUACUGCGUCGUCUGAAGCCGAAGUUGAUCGAUACUCUGAGUGCAGACCCUGACUUUGUGCUGCAGCAUGCAGACUCCCUCAGCCUACUGUCCCGGCAUGAGUACAAGCAGGUCAAAGCCCUCACUAACCCAUCAAAACAGGCCCAGGACCUUCUGGACCAUGUGAUCCACAAAGGACCCACUGCUGCAGAGAAGCUUCUGCGGCUCCUGAGGGGCAAAGAAAUGCAGGAGACAUUUCCCAACCUUCUGUUCCUCAAGGAAUUGCCAGUGAAUGAUCAAAGAGCUGCAGGUGAAACGGGUACAGGGGGAAAUGAAGUUAUCAGAAAGAGAAGACAAACAGUUGAGUCUGAAGAGAACCUUCCGGCUAAACAGACAUGCAAGGAUGCAGGCACUAAGAUGGUGGUGGAGAAGGAUCUGAUGCGUGUGGCUCGAAGAAUCGGUCACUCCUGGAGGGAGAUUGGUACAGGGGCCCUAGACAUCCCCUCUGUGAAGCUGGAGCAGAUCCAGGAGAACUAUCCACACAGCCAUGUGGACCGUGUGUUCGCCAUGCUGCGCUACUGGAGCACACUGAAGCGGCAUGAGGCCACGGCAGCCAAUCUCCACUCCCUGCUCUGCCAGGACGACUGGGCCCUGCCACCAGACAGCAUAGACUUUCUCCUGGACACCAUCUGAGACCCUUAGCAGCCUGGCCUUACUACUAACCCUAAAUUCAACUGCAGGGAUUUACCCCAGUGCUUGGCCUCAGACUUUUGUGUUUCCAUGGCUGAGGCUUAGUGGAAAAGGGACCUAACUGGUGGGAUGUGAACCCAUGUCUUCUGCGUGGUAACUCAACGUCUUUACCCUUAGACCAAGAGGAAAUCCUCAUGGUCAGACUGGGUGACAAUUGGUCUUACUUUUUUAUUUAUUUUAAUGUUUUUCAUUCUUUUUUGUUUUUUUGUAAAAAAAUAAUAAUUGUUUUACAAGAUCAGCUUUAAAAACCAUAUCUCUUAUAUUUUAGACAUUUGUUUUGCAUCAUCUCUUGUUUUGUUGCUUCUUUAUUUGUUAAAAAAUAUAUAUCUUUAUUCAUAUUUAAUAGGAUAUAUAAACACUACCGGUCAAAUGUUUUAGAACACCUACUCAUU
Molecule: messenger RNA, 1240 nt
Organism: Coregonus clupeaformis (lake whitefish)
Lineage: Eukaryota; Metazoa; Chordata; Actinopteri; Salmoniformes; Salmonidae
Exons: 4
Coding region: 84-791 (235 amino acids)
Biological process (GO): regulation of apoptotic process; signal transduction
Molecular function (GO): protein binding
Source: RefSeq, a predicted model, not a curated record